Ailuropoda melanoleuca (giant panda) is the source of this 684-nucleotide messenger RNA. RefSeq names its product olfactory receptor 8S1-like. Gene Ontology annotation, molecular function: olfactory receptor activity; G protein-coupled receptor activity. The annotation marks the transcript as partial. The record is from RefSeq and is a predicted model, not a curated record. NCBI's taxonomy places the organism in Eukaryota, Metazoa, Chordata, Mammalia, Carnivora, Ursidae. Gene Ontology annotation, cellular component: membrane. The transcript has a single exon. Gene Ontology annotation, biological process: G protein-coupled receptor signaling pathway.
CUCCUGUCUGAGAAGAAAACCAUCUCAGUGGAGAACUGUUUGACCCAGGCCUUCUUUGUGCUUGCCUCUGGGGGAACAGAGCUCUGCCUCCUUGCAGUAAUGGCUUAUGACCGCUAUGCUGCCAUUUGCUACCCUCUACUCUAUGGUCAGAUGAUGAGCAAUGAGCUAUGUGUGGGACUGGUAUGGGGAUCUUGGGGUCUGGCCUUUUUGGAUGCUUUCAUCAAUACCCUCCUAGCUUGGAAUUUGGACUUCUGUGAGACUCGAGUCAUCUCCAACUUCAUUUGUGAGAUUCCAUCUCUGUUCCCUCUAUCCUGUUCCAAUAGCUCUGUUAACUUUGCAGUCCUAUUCUGCUCUACCCUCCUGCAUGCCUUUGGGACCUUCCUUCUGGUCUUCUUCUCUUACACACGUAUUGUCUCCACCAUCCUGAGCAUCAGCUCCACCUCAGGCAGAGGCAAGGCCUUUUCCACCUGCUCCUCCCACCUCACCACGGUAAGCUUAUUUUAUGGCUCAGGUUUUCUUCGCUAUCUCAUGCCAACCUCAGGUUCCCCAUGGGAGUUGUUUAUUUCCAUGCAGUACAGUGUGGUCACUCCCCUAGUGAAUCCCCUUGUCUACAGCCUAAAGAACAAGGAAGUAAAAACAGCUCUGAAAAACAUGUUGCAGAAAAGUUUACAACAUCUCAGGUAG